UUUUUGUUCUAUUUUUAUUUAAAAUUCUUUUGUUAAAAUAAAAAGUUUGUGAGUUUCUUACCACUAAAUUGAUAAAUAUCCAUCGUAGGUGGCUGCAUUAUCUGAUUUUUUUAAAUUGGCAAAAAUUAAAAACCACUUCAAUAAAAAUGGAUGAAAUUGAAUUAUUCCAAAGUCCCUCCCAAGCCGGAUCUCCUGAAGAUUUUAAAGGAUUUGAAGAUUUCAUAACUUCUGAAUUGACAAAUAACACAAUUGAUAAAUAUAUCUUCGAUGAUUCAGAUACAGAAGAAGAUGACAAUAAUUUCGAUUAUGAUGCAUUUUCAGCAAAUUUUGACGAAGAAGCUCACAAUUUUAUUGAUGGACCUAGUACUAGUAAUAUUUUUUAUCCAAAUAUUAAAGCUCUUGAAAAGCACCUAUUUAAUAAUAAUGCUUCAAAGAGUUUGAAAACUUCAUUGAGAAACUCUUUGCAAUGUCAAAUUGAUCAAGAAGAUCGAAUGGAAUUUUUUGGAAUUUUAUCUCCACCACCGCCACAGCAGCAGAUGGAUUUUUCUUCAGAAGAUGGACCAUCUUGUUCUACUAAAAAUCCACUACAACCAUCAUGUAUAUCACCAGAUUUAUUUUCAACAAGUUCAACUGAAGAUGAAGAAGAAAAAGUUUCAAAUUUUCAAGUUGAAUUAAUAGAACCAGUUAAAGAAAUUGUAUGUCACAAUUUAACAAGAAACAAAACUGCAAAUUUAAUUGCUAAUGCAGAAAAAUUUAUGAUAAAACUUUUGAAAGAUUUAGUGAAUGAUGGUACAGCCAGUAUUACGGUGGUAAAUUAUAGAAGUUGGGAAAAUAGUGAAAUUUCGAAUGGCAUACUUUCCCAAAAAGAUCCAUCAAAUCUCAUACAUCGUAAUGUGAAUCUAAGUAACACUAAAAGCCGACCUCAUUUUGCCAUGAUCAUGUAUGUUCUUUCCGAAGUGUAUCAUCUUCUGGUAACUGGAUUAACAUGCACUGAAAGAGAACUCUAUUACAAAGAUCCCGAUCUAUUCAAAAAUCAAGCUGCCAUCAAUUUUGCUGUUAAAGAUGUUUGUAGUAUUCUAAAUGCUUCCCCAUGGGAAUUGGGAAUUCGUCAAUCAUCCAAAGGUCUUAUAGCUGGAGCCAUAAAUAUUCACAUGUCUGAUAAUUCAGUAAUCAAUUGUUAUUUUAAUGAUCGUCCAAAUUUAAUACCAAAUGAUAUUCAAGCAAUAACAUUUCUCGAGACUACAGCUAAAUUUGUUUUAAUAGUUGAGAAGGAUACGAUUUUUCAAAAAUUUCUUCAACAAAAUAUUUUACGAAAUUUAAAUUCUGAUAUUAUUUUAAUAACUGGAAAAGGUUAUCCCGAUGUGGGUACUCGUUUAAUGGUUAAACGUAUUUGGGAUUAUUUCCAUUUGCCAAUUUAUGCUCUAGUCGAUGCAGAUCCUUUUGGAAUUGAUAUUAUGUUUGUUUAUCGUUAUGGAUCAAAAGCAAUGGCAUUUAGUGCUGAUCAAUUGGCCUGUCCACAAAUUCGUUGGAUUGGAAUUCAACCAUCAGAAAUCGAAAAACUUGCUAUUCCCACUUUGGCUCAAUCGAAGACGGAUAAAAAGAAAAUUAAUGAACUUUUGCAACGAACUUACAUCAAUGCAGAAAUACGAAAUGAACUGGAAAUUCUACAAAGACUCGGUCGCAAGGCCGAAAUCGAAGCUGUAGCUGGAUUUUCAGCAAACUUUCUGGCUUAUGAAUACAUACCAAAUAAGAUUGCAAGGAAUUUAGUCAUCUAAAGUUAAUUUAACGUUGUAAAGAACAAUAAAGUCGACAGAAGUAGUAAUUUCGUAAAUGCAUUUAUAUCAUUUUCGUUAUUGCUUGUGUAAUUGUACAGUUGUUUAUUUGUUCGUAGUUGCUAAAUGAUGGGUACCCCAGAACCAACCAAUCAACUUAAACAUGCAUAUAAUUAUAAAAUUACUGUAAUUAAGCCUUUUUAUUUGUAGUUUAUUAAUCGAACAGACUUAAUUUAUAGAAUUUUAAACCUUUCAACAAAA
This is a messenger RNA of Episyrphus balteatus (marmalade hoverfly), 2033 nucleotides long. It is a transcript of the gene mei-W68, whose product is annotated as meiotic recombination protein W68. Gene Ontology annotation, biological process: meiotic DNA double-strand break processing; reciprocal meiotic recombination; meiotic DNA double-strand break formation. Gene Ontology annotation, molecular function: DNA topoisomerase type II (double strand cut, ATP-hydrolyzing) activity; DNA binding; ATP binding. The transcript is spliced from 5 exons. The coding region runs from base 147 to 1775 and encodes 542 amino acids. The record is from RefSeq and is a predicted model, not a curated record. Gene Ontology annotation, cellular component: nuclear chromosome. Lineage: Eukaryota; Metazoa; Arthropoda; Insecta; Diptera; Syrphidae.